Molecule: messenger RNA, 2839 nt
Organism: Dimorphilus gyrociliatus
Lineage: Eukaryota; Metazoa; Annelida; Polychaeta; Dinophilidae
Source: the annotation of a GenBank genome assembly
GGUAACUAUUCAACAUUUUCGUAUUCAUAUCAAGAAUUGCAUACUCUCAGUAUUCCUGUUCAUUUUGUGCUUUAAAGUAAAUAUUUCUAUCUUAUAACAUACAUUUUCAUAAUUAUAAAAUGUGAAAGACAUUAUCGGUCUUGCAUUUGUUCAAAAUUUGUAUAAACUUUUAUUCUUUUAGCCACGCUUGAAGAAUUGUUAACUACUUAUAAGGGUGAAAAUGGAAGAAUCAAUUAGACAGCUUAUAUCUAAUCCCAGAAAUGUGUCCUUAGAAACUGUUGAUAUUCUUUUACAAAUAGGAUACAAUAUUAUCAAACAUCCACAGGACGAAAAAUAUCGAAAAAUUCGCUCUGGGAAUAAAAUUAUCAAAGAAAAAGUGAUAAAUGUUCCAGGGGCUAAAAAAUGUCUAUUUGAUAUGGGUUUCACAGAAACAGAAGAAGGUUACAUUUUCCCUCAAAAUGGCAAUUUAGUAGCAUUAAACAGAAUGAUAAUUAAUCUGCAAAAUGCCCGUUUAAGAAUAUCUGCUAGUGUAAAUCAAACUACUCUAAUUCAAAAUGAAAGUCAAAUGUAUUUGGAAUUAACACGGAACUUGGAACGUAUGACAAUAUUUGAACAAGUCCAUAAACAGGACAGAGCUAGAUCCGUUUUACCCAUGGAAACUCUAAUUGAAGACGCCAGUAAGAAUUUUCCUGGACCACCUCUGUUCUCGAAUCCUGAAUUUCGAGACGUUAUCAUUAUUUUCUUGCUGACUUGGUUUAAAACUAGUUUCUUUAAGUGGGUUGACACUUUACCUUGUGAGAUAUGCGGGGGCGAAUCGGUUGGUGGCAAAGCUGGAGUUCCAACCCCGGAAGAGAGUAAAUACAUGGCCCAGCGAGUUGAAAUUCACACUUGUAAAAAAUGUGGCCACGGUACCCGAUUUCCCCGUUACAAUGAUCCUGAAAAGUUACUCGAAAGUAGACGAGGUCGAUGUGGAGAGUGGGCUAACUGUUUCUAUUUAUUUCUCAGAACUUUAGGAUUUGAAGCUCGUUUCAUAACAGAUAAUCAAGAUCAUGUAUGGUGUGAGUUCUUUUCAAUUGCGCAAGAUCGCUAUAUUCAUGUAGACCCGUGUGAAAAUGCCUUUGAUCUACCUUUAACCUACGAAAAAGGAUGGGAUAAAGAGCAAAUGUACGUUUUUGGAUUUUCCCAUGACGAUCUCCAAGAUGUUACCUGGAGAUAUUCAAAUAAUCAUCAGGCAGUAUUAGCGAGACGUACUCAGGUGAGAGAAGAAUGGCUAGCUAAAACCAUACAUAAUAUAAGAAUUAAUCGAUGGAGAACGUUACUACUCACUCCUGGGAGAAAGCUAGUGCUUCAAAGAAGAAUUUGUAAAGAACUUUUUGAGUUGAUGAUUGAAAAAGCUACGUUAGAUUCAGAGGGUCAAGGAAGAACUUCUGGUUCUUUAGCAUGGCGUUUAUCCAGAGGAGAAACGGGGAAAAGAUUUAGACCGUACGUUAUAAAACCCACAGAAAAGGAAGCAAAAUCCAAGCGUAUUCAUCUUCAAUAUUGUCCCUCAAAAGAUGAAUACAGGAGAUUAUCGGAUAAUUCCACCGUCUCCGGAUGGCGUGAAAUGCUCUUUGAGUGUAUAGAUAUAUUUAGAAAGGAGGAGCACGACUGGAAAAUGGUUUAUUUGGCGAGAGUUCCUGGUUAUGAUUUCGGUAAAAUAUCUUGGAAGUUUGAUCUCAGAGAUGUAAGAGGAAAGAUUAAAGAAUUUAAUGUGAAGCUUAUACAUAAAACAUUUUCUGACGGAGAAGUUACCUGGAGUGUCAAAUCAGAUGAAGAUAUACAAAGAAUUAGAACUAAUGUCGAAGAUACCAAUGUAAACGAUUUCUCGAAGGGAAGGAAUCGUGUGACCUUGACGGCUUUAUUAAGCGAGGGUCAGGGAGAUAACGCUUGGCAACAUGCCCAAUUGUUUCGAUCAUCAAUGUCGGAGAACAUCGUUCUUUUCGAUGUAGAAACAGCGGCAAUGGAUAAGGAAAAGACGAAACUACUUAUAGAAAAUGCAAUUUUAUGUGCUUGUCGAAGUACUCUGGAAGGUGAUUUUAAAGUGGAUGCGUUAGUCGGCGUAACUCUUCAAAGCGGAGAAGUUGUAUUGAUAAAUAUUAAGGAAAAAAUUUCUGAAAACUUGGAAAUACACUCUCCGUGCACUUCAUCGGCAAGCACGCCAUCAAAUUCUUCUUAUUCAAUACCCAACAAAAGGAAACAGGGUUUAAAAAGGAAAAUUAAUGUUGGCCAAGAAGAUGACAGCUCCAGUGACGUGGAAUGUUCUUCAUGGAAUGUUCAAGCAUGCGGGGCGCCAGUUUUCCCUUCAACAGACUCUAGAAACGAUUUAGAAAAUUCAAAUAAUAAUAAAGCUAUAAUUAAGCCAAAUGUUAAUUCUCAACUCGAUUUAACAGAAGAUAGACUAAUUGAUGAUUUAUUAUCAGGCGGAAAAGAAGCUUCCGGUCAAAUAUUAAAAAAGAUAGAAAAGAUAAAAAAGGAAGAGCCUGAUGACAUUAUGAGAGAUAAGAAUAAACCAAUUAAUAACAAUAACAAUAGGGAAGAGUGGUUAUGCUCCAACUGCCAUAAAUCGUUUGCCACAGCUUCGCUAUUAGAUAUACACUUUAAAAUUCAUACUGGCCAAAAACCAUACAUAUGCGAUAUAUGCCUGCGAAGUUUUAGUAGAAAAGAUAUGCUGGUUCGUCACACAUUGACACAUUCCGAUGCCAAACCUUUUAAAUGUUCGCAUUGUAAUUACGGUUGUAAACGACGGGAUCAUUUAACCAAGCAUAUGAAUAAUGUUCAUGGAUUUAAAAAGGUGAAAUAG